Solanum tuberosum (potato) is the source of this 465-nucleotide messenger RNA. RefSeq lists its product as uncharacterized. Lineage: Eukaryota; Viridiplantae; Streptophyta; Magnoliopsida; Solanales; Solanaceae. The transcript has a single exon. Bases 1 to 465 code for a protein of 154 amino acids. Gene Ontology annotation, molecular function: protein dimerization activity; DNA binding. The record is from RefSeq and is a predicted model, not a curated record.
AUGAGCACUGAAAGAAAAGUUGCAUACCAAAAAUCCCGAAAAGAGUUCUUCAAAAUGGUUCGAGAACUCAGCGCCUCUCAUGGUGUUGAGAUUGCUAGCGUCUUCUAUAGUGAUUACCACAAAAAACCUCUGGUAUAUCCAAAUCAUGCUAUUGCUAUCAAAGCCUUUGAAAAUUUUAGAAAGUUACCUAUGCAAGAGCAAUUCAAAACCAUGGUGACACAAUUAGAAGUCCUCCAACAAUUAAAAACUGAGAAGUUGGAAGAACUUCAGAAGCUAAGGGAGAAGAACAAACGCAUGGAGUUGAAAAUUAAGCUGCAUAAAAUGAAAAUAGAAGAUUUUUCUGUUGACAUGAUAAACCUUGAAGAUCUCAACGAUUGGAUCUAUGUGAUGAGAGAAUAUCUCAAAGAAAUAAAAGAAAUGAAAGCAAGGGUUGACAAAGAGGGUUCCAUAUCGAAUAUCUCUUAA